Molecule: messenger RNA, 653 nt
Organism: Gallus gallus (chicken)
Lineage: Eukaryota; Metazoa; Chordata; Aves; Galliformes; Phasianidae
Exons: 4
Coding region: 178-594 (138 amino acids)
Source: RefSeq, marked validated
GGAGCCAGAGCCGGCGGAGCCGAGCCCAGCGAGCGGCCGCCUCGUCUGCAGGCGGGUCCCGGCACAGGGCCCGGAGGGGCACGCGGGGCCCGGCAGGGAUGUCCUCGUGCGGGGCUGAGGUCACGGCGGAGCUGCUCCCCGAGAGCCGGGCUCCGUCUCACCGCACCACCCCCAGCCAUGGCGCGGCUUCUGCCCCUCCUGCUCCUCGCGGCUCUGGGCGCUGCGGCCAAGCUGAAGCGCCAGCCGGCAGCGUGGGACGAGCGAGCGGACGCCGCGAGGGCGCCGCGGGGCUGCGCCAACCUGACGCUCAUCUUGGACAACUGGAGGUUCGCCAUCACCUCGCAGCUGCGGAACCUUCUGCUGUUCCACCACCACACCGUGCUGCCCGACUACGGCCGGAUCCGCGCCCUGUCGGGGGCCCUGGAUGAACUCUACGAGGACUUCAGCGCCCUCAAGGAGCAGCUGGGGCGGCUCUCGGGGCGCUUCGUUGAGGUGGAGGCCUUCGUGGACCAACUGAGCCGCAGCCCCGGGCCCCGCACUGCCCCCAGGCCCGGCCCGCGCCGCCGGGGGCUGCCCCAACCCGCCCUGAAGUAGCACCAUAGGGCUCAGCCCGAGCCCCACCGCAUCGAUAAUAAAGCCGCACACCCACAGCA